Molecule: messenger RNA, 1427 nt
Organism: Musca vetustissima
Lineage: Eukaryota; Metazoa; Arthropoda; Insecta; Diptera; Muscidae
Product: gustatory receptor for sugar taste 64f-like
Exons: 8
Coding region: 60-1427 (455 amino acids)
Biological process (GO): sensory perception of sweet taste; detection of chemical stimulus involved in sensory perception of taste
Cellular component (GO): membrane
Molecular function (GO): sweet taste receptor activity
Source: RefSeq, a predicted model, not a curated record
CGAACAAUGACAUUUCGGCAAGCAAGAAAUUACCUGUCACCCGGCCACAGGGCUUACGAAUGCAAAUAAUUAGCGAUUCAGACCACUAUCAUGAGUAUUUCACCUCAAGAACCGAGGUGCCGAACAAUGAGCAUUAUUUGGAAAAGCCACCAAAAUUUCUACAGAAAGCCACCAAGGAUAAUUUUAUGUAUGAAGGUCAUUUUCAUGAGGCCGUGGGCAAAAUUCUUCUGAUCGCCCAAUGUUUUGCCAUGAUGCCAGUACGUGGUGUUACAAUGUCACAUCCUCGCUAUCUGUCCUUCUCCUGGACUCAUAUUCGGACAAUUUUCUGUAUGAUUUUUAUCACCUGCAGUACCGUGGACACUUUUAUAGCCAUCUAUAAGGUACUGAAUGGACCGAUAACAUUUAAUAAUAUUGAACCAAUGAUUUUUCGCAUUACCAUUCUAAUUGUUUGUGUGUGUGCUCUACAUUUGGCCCGCCAAUGGCCGGAACUAAUUGUCCAUUGGUAUAACCUGGAGCAGCAGCUACCGCCAUACCCCUCGCAAAAGGAUAAACGCCGCAUGGCUGAUAAAAUUCGUAUGGUGUUCUUUGUCGGAAUGAUGUUGUCGUUGGCCGAACAUUUGCUAAGUGUAACCCAGGCCAUUUAUUAUGCGGCGCGUUGUGGAGCCACCAGUGACCCGGUAAAAAAUUUCCUACUCAUUGCCAGCGAUCAUUUGUUCUAUAUUUUCCCCUAUUCCUAUUGGCUGGGUUGGUAUGGCAAGCUGUUGAAUGUGAUGUCAACAUUUAUAUGGAACUACAUGGAUAUAUUUGUGAUGAUAAUGAGUAUCGGUCUGACCCAUAUGUUUAAACGGGUCAAUGAAAAUUUGGAAAAAUUCAAGAAUAAGCAAAUGCCGGCUGUGUUUUGGGCUGAGCGUCGUGUUCAAUAUCGUAACGUGUGCAUCCUUUGCGAAAAAGUGGAUAAUGCCAUAUCGAUGAUUACCAUGGUGUCCUUUUCAAAUAAUUUAUAUUUUAUUUGUGUGCAAUUGCUGAAGAGUUCGAACAAUAUGCCCUCGGCCGUUAGCGUGGUAUAUUUCUAUUUCUCUUUGAUAUUUUUAUUCUUACGCUCGCUGGCUGUGUCCCUUUAUGCGGCAGCUAUUUACGAUGAAUCACGUAAACCAUUGCGGGUGCUGCGUUCGGUACCCAAGGAAUCUUGGUGUCUGGAAGUCAAAAGAUUUGCAGCUGAAAUUAGCAGUGAUUUGGUGGCAUUGAGUGGCAUGAAAUUCUUUCAUUUGACAAGAAAAUUGGUUCUGAGUGUGGCCGGUACAAUUGUCACCUAUGAAUUGGUGUUAAUACAAUUUUACGAACGAACCAAUCUUAAAUAUUAUAUAUAUAUAUAUAUAUCAUAUAUAUUAUCUGUUCUUUAUAAGUCAUUAAACACCAAACAGAAUUAA